Phalaenopsis equestris is the source of this 2480-nucleotide messenger RNA. Its product is annotated as translation initiation factor eIF-2B subunit delta-like. NCBI's taxonomy places the organism in Eukaryota, Viridiplantae, Streptophyta, Magnoliopsida, Asparagales, Orchidaceae. The record is from RefSeq and is a predicted model, not a curated record. Bases 66 to 2195 code for a protein of 709 amino acids. The transcript has 8 exons.
AGGCGUAAAUCCCGUUUCGAUAAAUCCGAUCCGCCUGCCAAACAUCUCCUUUUUAACCCUGAGCGAUGAAAUGCUUAACAGAAACUCAAGCCAGUAAAUUGUCCACUUCUGAUAUCCAAAUCCCGAGCUAUAGCCAUUCCAUGGACUCCCGGCGGUUACCACGCACGGUCGCAGACCCCAAGGUACGUCGGGUCGGAUUUUUCACCUCCGUUGACCCUCCACCGGCAAGAUCCCAGUCCGUCCCAGCUGACACUGGAACCUCCACUACCUCUGACAGUGGUAUGAUCCCCUCCCCGACUGCGCCCGACCAUACCGUCGGCGGUAUCCCCUUCUCCCCUAUGAUGAUCCCACCACAUCGUUACGCUUCCGCUGACGGACUCGGUGCCCUUGGCCGCGCUGCAGCAGCUGCGGCCCCUGUAUCCGUUCACAGUCCCCUGUCGCCCCUCCGGCGGGAUGCAGUCCAGUUGCCGAUCGGGAGCUUCAACCCGGCGGAGUACAUGCAGGGCACGUCGGAGAUGCUGUCCCCGUCGAGCAGCCGGUUUGAUGACUUGGAGUUCUCGGAGGAGUUUUCAACUGCUGCGUGGUUCGGAAAGAAGGGGUCCGACAAGGAAGUGGCGUCUUUCCCUGGGAGCAACGAGGAGACGUUGAUGUAUGCUAGGAGUGGGGGGAAUUCUCCUGUCAAGAGCUCGCUGACGACCGCUUCGGUAGUAAAAAUACUGCCGGGAGUCACUGUGAUGAAUGGGGGUACUAUAAUAGAAUCUCAAAAUGAAGUGACUGGAACUGUGAGAUCUCUGAAACAGAAGACUACUAAAGCCGAAAGACGUGCCAUUCAAGAGGCUCAACGUAUUGCAAACUCAGCAGCCAAGGAGGCUGAAAGAGGAGGCAAUCCUGCAGCUGCAUCUCAUAGUGGUGCCCAGGCUAAUGCAAAGCGAGAGAAAGGUGCCAGACCACCUCAGAAGAAAGAUGGGCCUAAAGAUACAACUACGGCUUCUGAGAAAAGGGCUGACCGCAAUCAUGAUAAAGAGAGAAAGAAGGAUGUUCCUCAGCCUGGCCUGCAGUAUGAUGAUAAAAAUCGGGUUGAAAAGGCUAGAAGACGUGCUGUAGUUAAUCAAUUUGAAGCUAGAAAUAGAGUUGAACUCUUCCGGCACUUGCCACAAUAUGAGCAUGGGUCUCAACUGCCAUAUCUUGAGUCAAAGUUUUUUCAUCUUGAUCAUAUACAUCCUUCAGUUUAUAAGGUUGGUAUGCAGUAUCUCUCAGGGUGUACCUCUGGUGGCAAUGCCCGGUGUAAGGAAAUGCUUCUUGCAUUUCGCAAGGCUAUUAUGGAUUAUUCAAUACCUCCAGAGAAAAAUGUUGUUCGAGAUUUGAUCUCAAAAAUUAAUAGCUAUGUGUCAUUUUUAAUUGAGUGCAGGCCUCUUUCAGUAAACAUGGGAAAUGCUAUCAGGUUUUUGAAGAAUAGAAUUUUAAAGUUACAUCAUAACCUGUCAGAAUCUGAUGCAAAGUCUAUUCUUAUAUCAGAUAUUGACCGUUUUAUAUAUGAGAAAAUAGUAGUUGCAGACAAGGUUAUCAUAAACCAUGCUCUUACGAAAAUUAGAGACGGAGAUGUAGUCCUAAUUUACGGACAUUCAACUGUUGUGGAAAUGAUUAUAUUACAUGCCCUUGAGCUUGGAAAGCAAUUUCAUAUUGUUGUAGUUGAUUCUCGACCUAAGUUUGAAGGGCAAACAUUGCUUCGAAAAUUGGUUAUGAAAGGAAUCAACUGUACUUACACACACAUAAAUGCCAUUUCAUAUAUCAUGCAUGAUGUUACACGUGUUUUCCUAGGUGCUUCUUCGGUUCUGUCUAAUGGAACAGUAUAUGCAAGAGUUGGUACAGCUUGCAUUGCAAUGGUGGCUCAUGCUUUCCAAGUGCCUGUUCUAAUAUGCUGUGAGGCAUAUAAAUUUCAUGAAAGAAUCCUACUUGAUUCAAUUUGCUCUAAUGAACUUGGUGAUCCAGAUGUAAUCAUAAAGGUUCAUGCUGAAACUGAUUUGAAUCCUCUUAGAAAAUUGGUUGAUAAUGGAAAUCUUCAGCUUUUGAAUCUUAUUUAUGAUGCAACACCCUCUGACUAUAUAUCAAUGAUUGUCACCGAGCAUGGAAUGAUUCCCCCAACCAGUGUUCCAGUUAUCGUCCGAGAGUACGAAAGAGAUCAGUCAGUCUUUUAAUAUUCGCACAGCAAAUUCUGACAUCUUUCUCCUGCCUUUGUCGAUGGACCACCUUAAAGCAUCCAUUUCAGUGUCAGAGCUCGUUUGGCAGCCGGGAGACGGUGAAUUGCAUUAACUUUUUUCAUUUUUUGCCAGUUCUGGACAUAAUUUUAUGAACUACCAUAAAGUUGGCCUUCAGCAUUUUUUUUUUUAUUUAUUUGCGUGCUUAAUAUCAUAUAUUUAAUACAUUUAUAAUCCAUUAUAUUGUACAAAAAUAUCAUUACAUGAACCGAAGGUAUUUUUAAU